AUGGGAAAAGGCGCUAAAGGAAAGUCAUCGGCAACGGCAGCGACACGAAAGAAACAUGCAAAGAAGCAUGCUCAACCUGACGAUGCCCCCAAUAACCAGCCUCAGGUGAAGAGGAUCAAGAAGGAUAGAGGCAAGAAGAAAGACAAGGAGCCGAGGAAGAAGGUCUAUAUUCCGCCUGUGAAGCCUGCGCCUGUUCAACCGGACCCAUUGGAAACGACUGGUUUGGCCCAUACCUUGCCACCGGAGCUGUUGGUUGUCCUCCGGAGUUUCAACAAGAAGGCCCAGGUCACCAAGAUUCGUGCGUUGGAGGAACUGAACACGGGAUGGGUCGAGAAGGCGUUGGCGGAGGGAGAAGAAGGGAUGAUUUCGUAUACAUUGGUGGACAUGCUUCCAGUUUGGAUGCACCAUGUUCCAGCGCUAUUGAUUCACCCUUCGCGACGGGUCCGUUUCCUGGCCGCCUCAAUCCACCUCUCGUUCCUGCGAAUUCCACCCGUUCGCGACCAAGUCUUCUUUUUCUUACGCGAAAGUGCAUCGGAAUCGCACCUGGAACAAAUAGUCGGUACAUGGUCCAUGUCCGCACACGACGUCGAUAAGACCGUAGCGACCACCUCGACCAAGUCCUGGAAGGACGCUUACGGCCAACUCAAAUGCGAUGACGCACUCUUUGAGUUCAUUCAACAAACGGUCUUGGAUCCUGAAGGAAUCUACACUUCGCUGCAUCCAGUCCAGCCCACAGUGCCGCAACAGCAAUCGCAACCUCAAUCCCGGAAGGGUUCCGGCAAGAAUACGCCUGUACGACGAGAGAGGAAGGAUGAUCCUGAAUCCACGAGGAGCAAGGUCGACGAAGCGGAGGAAAGCGAUCAGGAUAAGAAGGCGCGGUUGAGGAUCGGUGCGCUUGGUGCUCUGGGAUGGCUCAUUCAAAACUCGGCGCGACUUCCCGAAACCGCGAUUGUUCUCUUCGCCAACCACGCGUUCCUGACGUGCUUGCACCCAUCCCCGACUCCGCCAUGGAUCGAGAUGGAGGCAUUUGGCUACGCCCAACCUCCUGUUCGCAAGGCGAUGUGGAGUUUGGUCCAUGUGUUGCUUCAGAAGCAGAAAGAUCAUUUGAAGGAGUGUAUUCCUGGACUUUCGCGUGCGAUGUUGAGGAGCGCGUGGGUGGAGUCGGAUUUGAGUGUCCAAUCGGUGCUUUGGCAUCCGCUGUUGACGUUCCUCAAGGAUUUCCCGUCUGCUUGGGAAUCUGCUUCGAUUCAAGACGCGGAAGAUCGAGAGGAUGAAGAGCCUGAGGAUGAGGAAGAAGACAGUGAAGAUGAAGACGAAGAUCAGCCAUCGCGGCCGAAGGAGACGCCGCCGACAGGACCAAGCUUUGCUGCAUACGAAGAAUUCUUGGAGUUUUUGAGAAAGGGUUGCGGUGGUUCGCCUAUCCAGGGAUAUCCGGUGGUUGUCUUGAUUAUGAGCACUAUUCCUGCUUCCAUGUUAUUCGCCAAUUCAUACGCUGGCCUCGACAAAUUCUUCGCCGCUUUCUGGGAAGCUCUAGAUUCCCGUGCUCUCAGUUCGCUCAAUCGCGUAAAUGCGUCCGCGGCAUUCCUCUCCUCAGUACUCGAAUCGACGGGCUUCCUCAUUCGUCGACUAUUCGCGGCUCAAGAAAGUCUUGGAUUAAGCGAGGGAGAGGCUCAUAACAAGGCGAACGGACUCGUAGAAGAGCAGGUGAAGAAGGUGUGGAGUGACCUCGAAGAGGGAAGGUUGAAAGUGGAUGAAACUGUCCUUGCGAAGGAGUUUAGCAAGACCCUUGGGUACUUGAGGAAGGUCAAGCCUGAAUUGCAUUCGACUGCAUGGAACACCAUUAAGAACGCGACAGCAGCCGUCAGUAAGACCCACCCAGGGUUGGUUGCGACUUUUUUGAAGGGCUUGUCGGAGGAUGGUCAGGGACAAGGCCAGUCUCCCACUGCGCCUCUAGUGGGCGGCGCCAAGGAAGAGCUCUUGACUGAGUUGGCGGGUGACGCGUUAGCUGCGUACGAAGAUCCGUCCGAGGGCAACGAAGGCGCGGAGAAGGCCAAGCAGCUUCUUCCUGACCUGUUGAAUAGGUUCCAAGGAGACCUUUUCAAGGAUGCUCCGUUUGUCCAGCGACUGGAGACCCUGCUUGAGCAUAAGACGGGAACGCUCCUCGAUAGAUCGCCUUCGUUGAUCGUUUCGAUUCUGUCGUAUUGGAAGGAUGAGCAGAAGGCGAAUGCGGUCUGGCAGAGGGUUUUGAGGCAUCUAGCUUCGCCCGAUCCUUCAAUCAAGGCAUCGGAAGACGAGAAGAAACGCAUGGGCGUACUGACGAUGUUGUUGGACGUCAUUCGCAAGAGUCGACUGCCUGCACAUUUGAAACCCGUCGAUGAGGUGUUCGACGGAGUUGUGAGUGCGAUGUUUGCACGGGUGGUGGAGAAGCCGGGUGAACAGGGUGUGCUUGGCUGCUUGAGGGGUGUUUUGCAGUUCCAUAGCUACUUCAUGACUAGCAAAGGAUUUCUCGAGUUGUUCUCGAGCAUUUCCUCCUCGCUCAAGUAUCAGAUUGCACAGAUCUUCGAUGGGACGGACUCUAUCCCGUUCACGGGUAUGAACGCCCUCCUCGAUCUCGUGUUCUCGAGUUACACUUCCUCGCCGAAGACGGUCUCCGCUUUCGAUGGUGUCGAUGAACUGAUCACGCAAGUGAUCCUGUACGGGAGGCUCCUGCCGCUAUGUGAAGGCGUGGACGAGAAGGACAGCGAGGAUACUUUCACUCUCGCAUUGGAUCUUUGGCAUGUCUGGAGCAGGUCGGUCGGUGGGGAGCAAAAGGACAAGGUUUCAGUGGCCGUGAAGAAGAAGGUCAGGGAAUUCGUGGUGGGCACCAAUAAUCCGAGGGUUUCGCCUUUGGCUGUCCUUUCGAUGAUCUCCCAGCGAAUCCCAGAUUUGACGACAAACGGAAGCCUGAUGGACUUUUUACCCACUGAGAAGGAGCUCGAAGAGAUGUUGGAAGGCCUUUCUUCAACACCUAUAGAUCCUAGCAUGGCCGUCGUCGACCCACUCCUUCCUCCCCACACCGCCGGGCGCCGAUCUUCGUCUCAAGUCAUCUCCAAAGACCAGAACGGAUUCUCGAGCUACGCCAGGGGCGUCUUUGCAGUCCUGCAAGUCCUCUCAGUCAACCGUGUUCUGGCGAAGAAGAACCUCUGGGCCUUGAAGCACUUUGUUGUUUUGGGACUUUGUGUGCAUGAUUUGCAGAGCGUGCCUGCGCGGUUCGGUGAAGGUGGAGGGCAUGGGCCGUUUGAUGAGAGGGCUUUGGGUGUUUCGGGGCCUAUGGCUGUUUCGGAGAUUACGAAGAAGGUGGACCAGAUGACGACGUACCUUUUGCUUUCUGGAGGUGCUGUUGCAGAUGGGGGUAGGGAUUGGAGGAGUGAAGCCGUGGAUCGGCUUACCAGUGGCAAGGGUGAAGAGGGAGCCAUCGAUGAUGUGACUUUGAGUGGGUUCUUGGUGAGGUGUGUCAAUGAAGCGGUUGAAAAGGAGAAAGUGGGAGAAGGGAUUCUUGAGGCGAGGGUUUUGAGAGUCGUCCUUGAUCAUGUCCUCGAAGAGUUGGAGAGUGCAGACGCGGGGAAGUGGGUUGUCUAUGCUCGGAAGAUUGAGAGAUCUGCUCCGGAGACUUCACUGUCCAUUAUCUACUCCGUCGCUCAAGCAAGACUCGAAACGCAGAAGUUGGAUCGUUACAGGAACGAAGUCGCUGCCUCGCUGUUGGGUAUCCCGCCAGCCAAGGUCAACACGGAAGGCCUGCUCGCGCUCAGGAAACUCGCUGCGUCUGCCCCUGACCCCGACUCGGAUGUGGUGUUUUUGCCGCAGCUGAGGGCUGUUAAUGUGGUCAAGGCCUGCCAGAAGUGGGUCGAGGAGGGAGGAGACGACGAAGACGACGAUGAUGACGAGGGCGGCGUGGACGAGGAGGUCGAAAAUGCGAUGCUUCCCGUGUUUUGUGCUCUUGCGCCUAUCCUGCAGAACGAUCAUGGCAAGCAUUGGGAGUUUGUGUUUGAUUUGGUUGAGACUGUUCUCGAGAAUUCGUCGGUGGAGGACGAUGAUACGCUCGUUGGACUUUCGAGAGCCCUGAAGAUGCUCCUCGUUAUCGAGGAUUUGUGCAUGACGAACAAGGGGCUGAGAGCUGAGUGGGAGCCUAGGAGAACGAAUGUGUUGACCCUCGUCAGGGAUCUGGCUGGCGUUCGACUUGAAAACACGGCGGUCUCUCUUCCUCGUUCAAUUUGCAGAGAACUGUUGCUCUCGAUCGUGCAAACCUUACCCGCUUCGUUGAUUGACCGUGACACGCUUGCCAAGAUGUGUCAUCUUAUUACCGACCCGUCUACGGAUGUACAGAAGAUGGCGUAUGCAAUGCUCAAGACUGCUGCGGAAAAGAGAACGGAAUAUCUUGUGAUUGAAGUCGGAGUGGGCAACCUCUCGUUGGAGGAGGGUGAAGCAGGCAAGGUUGAGGAAGAGGAAGCAACGACCAAGGCCGAAGUCGAGGAGAGUAUUGCGGAGCAGGCGCCAGUACCACAGCCACAGCCGCAACGGGAACAGAAGAAGGCGAAAGGAGGGAAGGGAGGUAAAGGACGCAAGAAGAAGCAGAAGGAGAAGAUUAGUGAGAAGGAUAGUGCACCGGGUCUUUUGCCCAGUGAGCUUGUGCGCAUUCUGCAACAGGAUGUGGCGUUACUUGUUGAGGAAGACGAUUUCCUCGCUGAGCAGCGCGCAUUUGGAUGGAUGUUGGCCUGGAUGCUCGUAUUUGAUUCGUUCAAGGAUGCGUCAUUCAAAGUCAAAUCGAUGUACAUUGAACAGCUGCGAAACUUUGAUUUAGUGGGGUCGAAGCUGCUGCCCAAUAUCAUUGCGGCACUGCGGCUUGAUGGAGGACUGAGCAAGGCGUUCAAGAUUGGACUGUGGGGCGUCGACGAGUUUUACGUUCAAUACUUUGAACCGUCGAACGUGAUCAGCAUUCCGGUUCUCGCUGCGCACUUGUAUUACCGGUCGCUCCUCUGCGUUCCGUCCCUGGUGCAUACUUGGGUGCUGGAUUGCAAAGACCGUCAGCUGAGCAAUGCGAUCACGACGAUAACUGCGCAGUACUUCUCGCCCCUAAUCAUCCAAGCGGAGCUCGCGCAUGUUCGGUCGCCUGAAGGAAUUGCCGAACUGACUGGGGAUGGGCUGACGGUGAAGGUCGUUGGAGGCAGCGGUGGAGCGGGAGGUGCAGUGGGCAGUGGAGGUGCAAGCGGGAAUGAAGUUGUGGCAGCCUACUCGGUGGACGAGCAUCAGCUUGAGCUUAGGCUGAAGAUUCCGAGUGAUUGGCCGUUGCACAAGAUUGAAGUCAAGGAUGAGAAACGGGUUGGGGUUGAUGAGAACCGGUGGAGAGCCUGGGUCCUUGCUGUGCAGCAGACGAUUUGGAUGCAUAACGGACGUAUUGUGGAUGGGUUGAGUCUGUUCAAGAAAAACGUGACACUGCAUUUCGAAGGCCAAGUGGAAUGCGCUAUCUGCUAUUCCUCACCCCCUCUCUUCCUUCUCAUCGUCUUCGUCGUCGCCGUCGUCGCCGACCGCGAGACGCCUUUCGUCGUUGUCAACAUGGGUGCCGCCACGACUACCAAGAACGUCGAGGACAUUGUUCCCUCCGACCUCAACAUUCCCGACAACUAUGUCCAGCACACGCUCAAAACGACAAAGGAGCUCCCCCCUUUCCGCUGGAGCAACAUCCUCAACGAGCUCAACUACCUUAACUGUAUGAAGACCAUGCUCUUCGCCAUCUUCUACUACUACCUCACCGGCUUGGGUAUCACCGCGGGCUACCACAGACUAUGGGCCCACCGCUCCUACAAUGCGUCAAAGCCCCUCCAAUACUUCCUCGCUCUGCUCGGUGCCGGCGCCGUCGAAGGUUCCAUCAGGUGGUGGGCCAGAGGCCACCGCGCGCACCACCGCUACACCGAUACCGACUUGGACCCCUACAACGCCCACAAGGGUUUCUGGUAUUCCCAUAUGGGAUGGAUGUUGCUCAAGCCAAGGCGCAAGCCCGGCGUUGCCGACGUCAGCGACCUCUCCAAGAACCCCGUGGUGCGCUGGCAACACAGAUGGUACCUCGAACUCAUCAUCUUGAUGGCCUUCGUCCUCCCCACUUUGAUUCCGUGGUACCUGUGGAACGAUGCUCGCGGUGGCUUUGUCUAUGCCGGAGUGUUGAGAUUGUGCUUUGUUCACCAUUCCACCUUCUGCGUCAACUCGCUCGCUCACUGGCUCGGAGACACUCCCUUCGAUGACAAGCACACUCCCCGCGACCAUGUCAUUACCGCUUUCGCCACCAUCGGUGAAGGCUACCACAAUUUCCACCACCAGUUCCCCAUGGACUACCGAAAUGCUAUCAAGUGGUACCAGUACGACCCCACCAAGUGGUUCAUCUGGACUUGCCAGAAACUCGGUCUCGCCUCGCAUCUCAAGGUCUUCCCUGACAACGAAGUGCGCAAGGGUCAAUUGACGAUGGAGUUGAAGAAACUUCGCCAGACGCAGGAGAAGCUCGCCUGGCCCAGCGACUCGAACGACCUCCCCGUCAUCAACUGGGAGAGCUUCCAGGAGCAAGCCAAGAAGCGGCCACUCAUGUUGAUCUCCGGCUUCAUUCAUGACGUUAGCAACUUCAUCGACGAGCACCCCGGUGGACCCCAUCUUAUUGUCAAGUUCAUUGGCAAGGAUGCUACCACUGCUUUCUUUGGAGGUGUUUAUGAUCACUCGAACGCUGCUCACAACUUGCUCGCCAUGAAGCGUGUUGGUGUUCUGCACGGUGGUAUGCCCACUGGCUUCGACGAGAAAGCCAUCCCACCUUCUCAACGACUCCGAAUCGCUCGAUACACCGAGCUGACAUCGCCGUACGCCUCCAGCGCCGCACAGUCCGACGGAGAGGGUAUCCUCGGCUAA
Messenger RNA from Coprinopsis cinerea okayama7#130, 6921 nucleotides. Its product is annotated as delta 9-fatty acid desaturase. Gene Ontology annotation, molecular function: ribosomal large subunit binding; heme binding; oxidoreductase activity, acting on paired donors, with oxidation of a pair of donors resulting in the reduction of molecular oxygen to two molecules of water. NCBI's taxonomy places the organism in Eukaryota, Fungi, Basidiomycota, Agaricomycetes, Agaricales, Psathyrellaceae. Bases 1 to 6921 code for a protein of 2306 amino acids. The transcript has 23 exons. The record is from RefSeq and is a predicted model, not a curated record. Gene Ontology annotation, cellular component: cytosol; RQC complex. Gene Ontology annotation, biological process: rescue of stalled cytosolic ribosome; ribosome-associated ubiquitin-dependent protein catabolic process.